GGCCGGGCUAGAGGGCGGUGUCCAGGUCCCGGCGUCUGGGCUGUGGCUCCUCCUCAGGUAAAGGGCCGGCGGGAGUGCCUUCGGCGACGCUGAGGAAGCGCCCCUUCGGGUGUCUGAGCUGGAGAGCCUGGAGGUUGUCCCUUCUGCUGGGCAGAGCGCCAAGUCGAGUGGGGGCGCCACCCCAAGGCUGCAGAAACUCUCCAUGUGCACUUUAGGCAGUGGAAGCUGAGAACUCAGAAAUGGCAGAGUCCUACAUGGAGAAGCUGUCCUUCACCUUGCUGGAUGCCAUCACCGACAAGGAGCCUGUAGUGCAGGAACAGGUCUGCAGUGCUCUGUGCUCCCUCGGGGAGGCACGUCCCAGGGAGAUGCUCCGCGCCUGUAACGAGUACCUGCGACAGCAUGACAAGCUGGCUCAGCCCUAUCGCGCUCUGAUCCUGAGGGCCAUGGAGAUGGUCCUGAGCAGCCACAUCCACCAGCUGGACAAGGACACAGCCAGCAUUCUCAUCCUCCUGGCCUCCAGCGAGAUGACCAGGACGAAGGGCCUGGACUGUGAUUGGCAGCGGGCUGCGAGCAGCGUCCUGGUGGCUGUGGGAAAGCGGUUCAUCAACCAGGUGAUGGAGGAGGUGCUUGGCAGGUUCCAGCCCGGGGUCCUGCCACACUGUUCCGUGCUGCAGACUCUUGCCAGCCUCUCAGUGUCCAAUGCCUUUGGCAUGGUCCCCUUCCUGCCGUCCAUCCUGAGCACCAUGCUGCCCAUGCUGGGCAUGGCGAAGCAGGAUGCAUUGAGGGUGGUGUUCUGCUGUGCCCUACAGCACUUCAGUGAGAGCACCCUGGAGUACCUGGCCAACUUGGACCAAGCCCCGGACCCCACUGUCAGGAGGGACGCCUUUGCUGCCGACAUCUUCAGUGCCUAUGACAUUCUCUUCCAUCACUGGCUCCAGAGUCGAGAUGCCAAGCUCCGGCUCGCAGUGGUGGCGGCUCUGGGGCCCAUGAGCCACCUGCUUCCCAGUGAGAAGCUGGAGGAGCAGCUCCCCAGGCUCCUCCCUGGAGUCCUCAGCCUCUACAAGAAGCACGCGGAGACCUUCCACGUGUCCAAGAGCCUGGGCCAGAUCCUGGAGGCAGCAGUGAGUGUGGGCAGCCGCACCCUGGAGGCCCAGCUUGAUGCCCUCCUGGCCACUCUGCAYACUCAGAUCUGUGUGCCCGUGGAGUCCUCCAGUCCCCUGGUGAUGAGCAGCCAGAAAGAGGUGCUGCGCUGCUUCACGGUGCUGGCCUGCUGCCUGCCUGACCGGCUGCUGGCCUUCCUGCUGCCCAGGCUGGACACCAGCAGUGAGAGACUGCGUGUGGGUACCCUGCAGAUCCUGAGGCACCUCAUCAACUCGGCUGCUGCUCAAAUGGAAGUUAAGAAGCCCUUUAUUCUCUCUGCCAUGAGGCUUCCUCUUCUGGACACCAACAAUAAGGUGAAACGGGCUGUGGUGCAGGUGAUCAGCGCCAUGGCUCACCAUGGCUACCUGGAGCAGCCCGGAGGCGAGGUGAUGAUUGAGUACAUCGUGCAGCAGUGUGCGCUGCCCCCUGAGCAGGAGCCUGAGAAGCCAGGCCCUGAUGGCGAAGACCUGGCAGCCGCUGACAGCGUGCGGGCCAUCAGUGUCCGCACCCUCUACCUGGUCAGCACCACGGUGGAUAGGAUGAGUGACGUCCUCUGGCCCUACCUGAUGGAGUUCCUCGUCCCCGCGCACUUCACGGAGGCCCUGACCCCGCUCUGCCGGAGCCUGGUGCAUCUGGCCCUCAGGAGGCAGGAGGCGGGGGCAGAUGCCUUCCUGGUUCAGCUCGAGGCCCACGCCAACCUCCCGUCUCCCUACGCUGUGACCACCAGACUGCUGGUUGUGUCCUCCCACCCCUACCUGGGGGACGGGCGUGGGGCCGCCUCGCUGCGCCUCCUGAGGGUCAUGCGCCACAGCAUCCACCCUUUGCUGGCUCAGCCGUGGGAGACGGCCGUUCCUCUGCUGCUGGAGCACCUGGAGGCGCACACUGAGGAGACACUGUCCCUGCCCGAGUGGGAGGAAAAGCUGCUGACGUUCCUGCGGGACACCCUGGCCGUCGUCUCUGACGACACCUGGACCUGCCAGCUGAGCCUGGAGAUGCGCAAGCGGCUGCCAAGCUACAACAGGGUGCCCCAGGAGAAGAACUUCCUGUACAAGUGUCUGGGGACCACGCUGGCCGCGGCUGUGAGCAGGGAGGUGGUGAGGAAGAGCCUGCAGGAGCUGCUGGGAGCCGCCAGCUACCAGCAGCAGGCGGAGCACGAGGGCCUGGCCUGCUGCUUUGGGAUCUGUGCCACUGCCCACCUUGAGGACACUCUGACCCAGCUGGAGGACUUCAUAAGGUCAGACGUGCUCAGGAAAUCCAGCGGCAUCUUCAGCAUCUUCAAGGAUCGGGGCGAGCAGGAGCUGGAGAAGGUGAAGAGCGCRCUGAUCCUCUGUUACGGACAUGUGGCCACGCGGGCCCCUCACCAGCUGGUGCUGGCCAAGGUGGAGUCGGAGGUCCUCCGCAACAUGUUCCAGUGCUUCAGCACCAAGGUUCUGGGAAUAAAGGUAGAAACCAAGGACCCAGCCCUGAAGCUAUGCCUUGUCCAGAGCCUGUGCAUGGUCAGCCAGGCCAUCUGCAGCAGUGCGCAGGCCAGCUCCUUCUACUUCUCAAGGAAAGCAGAGCUGGUGGCACAGAUGAUGGAAUUCAUCAGGGCGGAGCCCCUGGACUCCCUGAAAACACCCCUGCGGAAGAAGGCCAUGCUCGCCUGCACCCACCUGAUCUCCUUGGAGCCAGCACUAGAGGAGCAGGCGCGGGCAGACGUGAUCCAUGGCUGCCUACACAGUGUCUUGGCCCUGGUUCCCGAGCCGGACCGGGAGGACGGCGGCAGCCAGGAGUCCCUGUAUCAGGACACGGUCCGUGCCUUGGAGGACUUGCUGGCGGGCCUCCUGCAGCGGAACAUGACUCCCCAGGGCCUGCAGAUCAUGGUUGAGCACCUGAGCCCAUGGAUCAAGUCCCCAAAGGGCCACGAGCGGGCACGGGCCUUGGGCUUGAGCACCCGCCUGCUGCGGCACUUCCGGCAGCACCUGCACGUCAGCGCUCUGGUGCCCUUCCACAACCUGGGCCUCCUCGUUGGCCUCUUCUCCCCGCGGUGUGCCGACCUGUGUUCCGCCACCCGCCAGCAGGCCGUGGACUGCGUCUACACCCUGCUCUACCUGCAGCUGGGCCACGAGGGGUUCUCCCGGGACUACCGCGAUGAUGUGGCCGAGCGGCUGCUCGGCCUCAAGGACGGCCUGGUGCACCCUGACCCUGCCACCCUCUUCCACACCUGCCACAGCGUAGCCCAGAUCAUUGCCAAGCGCCUUCCGCCAGACCAGCUCAUCAGCCUCCUGCUGACCAUGUUUGAGGGUCUGGGAGACCCCGACAAGAACUGCUCCCGUGCAGCUACGGUCAUGAUCAACUGCCUGCUGAAGGAGCGGGGCCCCGCGCUGCUGGAGAAGGUGCCGGAGAUCGUGAGUGUGCUGCGCUCCAAGCUGCAGGAGACCCAGGGAGAGCACAUCCUGCCGGCCGCCCAGCACGGCCUGUACCUGCUGGCCUCCCAGCACUGCGCGGCCGUAGUGUCCAGCCUGCUGGGCAGCCCCCUGCCCUUCGACAGCCACACCUGUGCCCUGUGGCGGGCCCUGGCCGUGCAGCCCAGCCUCACCACGCAGGUCCUGGAACUGCUCCUGGAGAAGAUGAGCAGGGACGUCCCCUUCAAAGAGAGCCGGGCCUUUCUGCUGGGCAGCAGCCCUCACCGGGUGGCCACGCUGCUGCCCCUUGUGGCCACCUGUGCACUGUACGAGGUCCUGUCUGCUCCCGCCUCGGGGACUGCGGUGCUAGAGCUCUACCCCCAGCUGUUGGUGGCGCUGCUGCUGCGUGUCAGCUGCACUGUGGGUGUCCAGCUGCCCCGGAACCUGCAGGUCAAGGAGAGGAGGGGCACUGGCACAGCCCCGGCCAGGAGCCUGGAGCCCUGCAGCUCUGCAGUGGACGCGCUCCAGGCCCUGCUGCUCCGAGGUGGCAGCCAGGACGUGGCACAGUGUAUGCAGUUGGAAGGGGGUUGGGAGCUGCUCAGGACCUCAGCAGGGCACGAGGAGGGGGUCACCCGGCUGGCCAGUGCCAUGGCCCGGUGUGCAGGGCCCCGGCUCCCCCUAGUGGUGAAGGCGCUUGUGUGCACGCAGAACAGUCCCUACGAGAUGCAGAGAGUCACCUCCACCGCCUUCCUGGCCGAGCUUCUCAGUAGCAAUGUGGUCAAUGACCUGAUGCUUCUGGAGUCCUUGCUGGACAACCUGGCAGCUCGACAGAAGGACUCAAGUACCAGUGUGCGGAGACUGGUGCUGCGUGGCCUGGCCAAUGUGGCCUCUGGCUCCCCGGACAAGGUGCGAGCCCACGGCCCCCAGCUCCUGACAGCCAUGAUCAGCGGGCUGGACGACAGGGAUGACCCACAUGGCCUGGUGGCCCUGGAGGCCAUGGUGGGCCUGGCUCGACUGCUGGACCUGGUGGCACCCUGGGACCUGCGCCUGGUGCUGCUGCACACAGUGAUCCGCAUCCGGCCCUUCUUCGACAGUGAGAAGGUGGAGUUCCGAGAAGCAUCCAUCCGCCUCUUUGGGCACCUCAACAAGGCCUGCCAUGGGGACUGUGAAGAAGUCUUCCUGGAGCAGGUUGUGGGCGGGCUGGUGCCUCUGCUGCUACACCUGCAGGACCCUCAAGCCCCUGUGGCCAGUGCCUGCAGGUUUGCCCUGUGCAUGUGCGUCCCCAACCUGGAGUGUGAGGAGCUGGCAGCCACCUUCCACAAGCACCUGCAGGAGGGACGCAGCCUGCACUUCGGGGAGUUCCUCAACUCAACCUGCAAGCACCUGAUGCAUCACUUCCCUGACCUGCUGGGCCGCCUGGUGAGCACCAACCUGUUCUACUUUAAGAGCACCUUCGAAGAGGUCCGCGCUGCAGCCCCCAUGUUCACAGGGUUCCUGGUGCUGCAUGCAGAGCCCAAGCAGCAGCCGCAGGUGGACCUGGAGCAACUGAUCGCAGCCCUGCAGCUCCUGCUGCGGGACCCAGCACCGGGGGUCCGGGAGAAGUCUGCGGAGACGCUGGGCCGCCUGGUGAAGUUCGCCUGAGGCAGACCAGCAGCCCGACAAUAGCACAGUUUGCCUGCACCUGCCAGAGGCAGGCCUCCUCGGACCCUCUGCUGCCAGGCACUACCCAGACCCAGCCCCUGCUGGUGGGGAAGGUGCCAGGGGCCAGACUGGGCAGGGCAAGCCAAUGAGCCCCCACAGGUCUCCCAAUAAAGCCGUUUGCUCCUCA
This is a messenger RNA of Urocitellus parryii (Arctic ground squirrel), 5352 nucleotides long. RefSeq names its product maestro heat like repeat family member 1 (gene Mroh1). NCBI's taxonomy places the organism in Eukaryota, Metazoa, Chordata, Mammalia, Rodentia, Sciuridae. Gene Ontology annotation, cellular component: cytoplasm. The record is from RefSeq and is a predicted model, not a curated record.